AUGUUGCUUCUUUCAGCUUUCGUGGCCCAUUCUCUCAAAGCUCCUUGCAAGCUUAAUUCCCAUGUGCGCCCUAUCAUUGGGCUCUUUUCCGCAAUUGAUCGAUCCCAAGCCAAAGCCAAUUCAACCUGGCCACACUCAGACCGCAGUGCGCAGCCUCAAAAAUUGACAAACGACUCUCCGCCCCUUAUAUCUCCGCGUAUUACGAUAAUGGAGAGCCAUUUUUCCGGCGACGAAUCUCGUCGCAAGCGUGUGAAGCUUUCUGAAGGCCUGCCUUCCUUUCCAUCCGAUUCGAUUCCAGUGCGCCAGACUGCCCCCGACGAUGCGCAGGCAUUAAAAGAGAUAGAAGUUGGGAUUAUAGAAUACGUGAGCCCAGAUAUAUCCGGCUUCUCGGGGAUCUUAAAAAAGAGAUACACCGACUUUCUAGUCAAUGAAAUUCUUCCCUCGGGGCAGGUUCUACACCUAAAAGACCUUAAGGCUCCCUCAAUUAUCAGAUCCGCAGCACAGGAAUCCAACGAAGUACCCAAAGAAACUGCUCAGGCCCAUGUGCCAGAUACACCACAGAACACACAAGACACCAUUAGUGUAGAUACUGUUGAUUCAGAUGUCAAGAUUCCAGGUGAAGAUCAAAAGAUUUUGGAGGAGCAUCUCGGUCAAGAGGUCACUCAAAAGAUUGUAAAACUCUACUCUCGUACACUUAACAAGCCCAACCUGAAAGCUGGAGAUCUCGGCCGUGUUAAAUCGGACCCCGUGCCUGAGAAAGAUACGAGGACAAUCAUCCACCAAGCACUUCGACGGAUAUUUAGUGGGCGGAUAGAGUCGUCUACCGAAAAUGAUAACUCCCUAGUUAUGUCUGGUGUUCCAGCUCGAAGAUUGAGAGCCCAGAUGAAGGGAGGCAUUGCAGACAACCGAAGGGGAAAGCUUGGGUGGAGCGAAGUAGGCGGGGAAUACUUACAUUUCACCAUCUAUAAAGAGAAUAAAGACACAAUGGAAGUCAUAAAUUUCCUUGCUCGUCAGCUGAAAUUAGGCGCCAAAGGCUUCAAAUUUGCAGGAACAAAAGACCGACGCGGAGUUACAGUUCAGCGAGCAUGUCUAUUCCGGUUUGAUGCAAACCGAUUAGCAAACAUGAAUCGGACUCUUCGCAAUGCUGCAAUUGGAGAUUUCGAAUACCAGAAACAAGGAUUGGAACUUGGCGAAUUAAACGGGAACGAGUUCGUCAUUACUCUGCGAGAGUGCCAAUUUCCAACUGACCUGGGACCCGAGGCGGUAUCGACUGCUUCGAAUAUCGUAUCUACGACGUUGCAAGGUCUUCGAAAAAGGGGCUAUUUCAACUAUUACGGUCUCCAGCGCUUCGGCACCUUCGCCACUCGGACCGAUACUGUUGGUGUAAAGAUCCUACAGUCGGAUUUUAAGGGGGCAUGUGAUUGUAUCCUGUAUUACACACCAGCUAGUUUAGCUGCAGCCCAGGGAAAGGGGGAGGAGACCGUGUUGCUUAGCUCCGACGAUAUUGCACGAGCCGAGGCCAUUCAUAUCUUCCAGUCAACCGGAGAUGGAAAUGCAGCCUUAGCGAAAAUGCCCAAGAAGUUUUUCGCUGAAUCCAAUAUCAUAAAAUACCUGGCCAGAAAGAAGAACGACUACUUGAGCGCUCUUCAAACAAUUCCACGGAACCUACGAUUGAUGUAUGUGCAUGCUUAUCAGUCGCUGGUUUGGAACUUUGCUGCUGGAGAACGUUGGCGUCUCUACGGUGACAGGGUGGUGCAAGGAGAUCUAGUUCUAGUCAAUGAGUUCAAUAAUCAUAGCCCAGGUCAUACUGCCCCCGAAACAGUCGAUGCGGAUGGCGAAGUGAUUGUUUUACCCGAUACUGGUGAUAGCGCCGUCUCUGCUGAUAGUGUCUUUGAGCGUGCGCGAGCACUCACUGCCGAAGAGGCUGCAAGUGGCAAGUAUACGGUAUUUGACAUCGUGCUGCCACUUCCAGGAUACGAUAUCAUAUAUCCUCCGAACAAGAUGACUGAUUUCUAUAAGACCUUCAUGGGUAGUGAACGAGGUGGGAAUCUGGACCCAUUCGAUAUGCGAAGAAAAUGGAAGGACGCCAGCCUUAGCGGAAGUUAUCGAAAAAUACUGAGCAGACCGGGGCCCGAUUAUUCCUUCGAAGUGAAGAGGUAUACAGAUGAUAACGAACAAUUCAUUAAAACUGAUCUUGAAGCGAUUCGUGAAAACGGGGCUGACACUCAGGAACCAUCAAAUACUAAAAUUACAGAAGAGCAAAGCGUCAAAACAGAUACCAGGAAAGAAGACAAGUUGGCGGUAGUAAUCAAAUUUCAGCUUGGCGCCAGCCAAUAUGCUACUAUGGCGCUCAGAGAGCUAAUGAAGAGUGGAGUAAAGGCAUAUCAACCAGAGUAUAUGGGUGGGAGAUAA
Molecule: messenger RNA, 2412 nt
Organism: Ophidiomyces ophidiicola
Lineage: Eukaryota; Fungi; Ascomycota; Eurotiomycetes; Onygenales; Onygenaceae
Gene: PUS7
Product: multisubstrate pseudouridine synthase 7
Exons: 3
Coding region: 1-2412 (803 amino acids)
Biological process (GO): pseudouridine synthesis
Cellular component (GO): nucleus
Molecular function (GO): pseudouridine synthase activity; RNA binding
Source: RefSeq, a predicted model, not a curated record